UGAAAAUGCGCGAAAGCUCGAGGUUCACGUUCAGUUCAAGCUUAGCUUUCGUUCGGGGUUAAAGAGGGUCGUUUACCCGAAAAUUAUUUUACCUUAACAGAAUAAAAAAAAAGAUAAAUAUAUUUAGAAUUUUAGUGAAGUGAUGUGAUUAAUACAUAAAAAAAAUGAGACUUGUUCAAAGACUUCGAGGUGAAAGACACGAUGAAGAUGCAGCUUCCGGUCCGCCACCGGGUUCAUCAAGAGAUCGUUCUAAAAGUGUUUGCGUCGCAAAUUUUCCGCAAACAAAACAACCAACGAGAAUUCAGACUGGAGAUGUUAGUGCUAUUAAAUUAUUUCAUAGGAGAGCUAGUAGUGCUAUUUCAACGGCAAGUGAUCUUAUUUCGAGGAGAGGUGUCUUUUCGAGGCGUUAUUAUGGAUCAGUUGAAGAACUACAUCAAAGUGAAAGUGAUGGACACGAGCAAGGUAGAAGAUUUAGGAUUGAAAAUGGGGAUUCGCCCGGUGAAAAAGAUGAGAUGUUUGGAUCUCCGAGUACUCCAGUGUUGGAAAAUCCGGAAUACCAAACGCGAUGGUACUUCAAAUAUUUCCUUGGAAAACUGCAUCAAAAUUAUGUAGGAACCGAUUCAGAAAAAUCCCCAUUUUUUCUAAGCGUCGUUGUUAACGAAAACUCCAAUCAAUGUGUGCCUCUUUACAGAGCUAUUUUAUUCAAAAAAACCGGAGCACAAAAAAUUUCGUUACCUUACACACAUAAUAAAGUCUUAACUGUAAAACAAAUAUUAUCGAACUUCCCGAAUAUGGAAAAAGUGGAAAAAGGGCCGAAAGAAAUUUUUUCUCCGGAAAUACAAAAAGAUCUGCUGUUGCUCGAAGAACAGGAGGGUUCGGUUAAUUUUAAAUUCGGGGUGAUUUAUAUGAAACACGGCCAAACGAGCGAUGACGAAAUUUUAAGCAACGAAAACGGGAGUGAAAAGUUCGAUAAAUUUCUACAGCUUUUGGGCGAAAGAAUACGACUUAAAACGUGGGAUAAUUAUCGAGGUGGUUUAGAUGUUAAAGGUGAUAUGACCGGAAAAUAUUCGAUUUACACCGUUUACGAGGGCCACGAAAUCAUGUUUCACGUGUCGACUUUAUUACCUUAUUCCCGUGAUAAUAAACAACAGGUCGAACGAAAAAGGCACAUAGGAAACGAUAUCGUAAACGUACUUUUCGUUGACUGUGAGGACGAUGAAAUAUUAGACGCACACGUUGCAUUUAAUCCCACGUGCAUUAAAUCACAAUUUACACAUAUUUUUGCGGUGAUAACUUUGGACAGUCAAAACACGUACAGGAUGUCAAUAUUUGCGGACGAAGCGGUCCCAUUAUUUGGGCCAAGCCUGCCCUGUCCCCCCGUGUUUGAAGAGGCCUUUUCAUUUCGAGAUUUCCUCCUUGUAAAACUCAUCAAUGGCGAAAAAGCGACUUUUGAAACACCCACUUUCGCCAGGAAACGAGAACGUACCUUGGAGAUGCUCAUCAGGGAUUUAUAUACUGAACAUACAACAGAUGCUCGAAUGACGAUGUUGAAUAGAAGAGCUUUCUCAGAUGUUUUAGCUGAAACACCACGACAUUCUCGAUUAAAAGAAGAUUCGAGACAAAUCGAAUUCGUUCGAAUCGGGCAAGCUUUAAAAUUGGAAGCUAUCGUAAGAGGAGAUGCACCUACAAGCUUGGUUUCAAGUAACAACAGCAAUCUUCAAGGAGGGAGCGUUUUCAAACGAUCCCCUUGGGAGGCUAAUUGUUUCUAUCCAGUGUUUCCUUCAACCGUAAUUUUAUGCGCCGACUCUUGGGGCGAUAACAAACUCCUCAUUGGCACGGACGAUGGUGUUUUUAUCGUUGAAGAAGGAAAUCUUCAUAGAUUAAUUUUCGAUAAAACAAUCCAACCGAGACAAAUAAAUGUAAUAGAAGCGCAUGGGAUUGUUUUAAUUCGAGUUGGACAAUCGGGGAAAGAAGGAAAAAUUUACGUUUUCCGUUUAAAUCAAAUUGAGCGGAUAAACGAAACGAAAACGAAAUUUGAAGUGAAAGAGCAUCGAUUAGAAAGAAGUAGAGGAACUCAUCUUUAUGCUAUUUCAAAAACAGGUGGAUCUCGUUUAAGAAUGUGUUGUGCUGUCGGACGGAGGCUUUUGAUGUUUCAAUGGAAACAUUCAGCAGCUUGGACUGCUUGGUGUCCAAAAAAUGAUACGGAUACAGUGGAUGGGUUUAGUUUUUUAUGGGAAAUAACAUUGAAUGAAAAUCCAAGUAUUUUAACAGUGUUAGAUGGAAAUUUAACUCCCACUCAAGACAUUUUAGUUUGUGUUGGAUAUAAAAAUCAUUGGGAUAUAGUAAAUGGGCGAUUAGGAGUGUUUAAACAUUUACAUUUAGUUGAUUUACAAAAACCUCAUUUAGUAACAGCUUUGGAUUUGUACGAAGAUGACGAAAUCCAGCUCCUUUUAUGUUAUAAUCAUACUUGCCAUUUUCAAAAGAUUGAUGAUGCUUUUUCUAAUUUAAAUUUCGAUUUUUAUUGGAAUUCAGUACCAACAAAUAUAGUGUGCGUUUUUCCUUACAUAAUUGGCUUCACUUCGAAUUCAAUGGAGAUACGUUUGAUUGUGAACGGAAAUUUAAUCCAUACCAUCACCAUGCCUAAAUUACAGUUAAUCGCUUCAAAAAAUGAUAUCUUUUUUGCUACAACCGCGCCAGAAUUUUUUUCAAAUCAGCAUGAUCAACCUUUUAAUUUAAAAAUAUCACCUCCAUUAAGCCCUAAUUCUUCACCUGAAAUGAAACCAUUAAGAAUUUAUCGAAUUCCACUUCAAGCAUUAAAUAAAACAACCCAUAAUGAUCACAUUUCAUUAAGGAAAGAAUCUCCGAAUAGUUGGAAGUCGACGGAUGUAAAAUUAACAGUUCCAGAACCACCAAGGGUUUCAAGAAGUGCGACCAGUUCUCCAAUUCCACCAAAAUCAAAGGGUUGUUCCGUAGCAAAAUUAUAAAUAAAAUUAUGUACUUUUCUUAAAUUCUUCCUCUUUGCACUUCACUUGAGUGAAAACGAGUGUCGCAAUCGGAGUAAAACGCGUUUUACAAUCGUUAAAAGAAAUUAACUUAGGACGAUUAAGAAAGGUUUAAUUGAAAUGGUCUUCACGGUUUUAAAAUCAAAAAAGUAUUAAUAAAAAUUAAAUAUAAGUCAUAUCAUUAAGUCUCUAUUCUCGAGUGAGUAAUAAUAAGAGAAAUGUUGAUAAAUAAGAGAGAAUUAAAGAUAUUAAAGA
Molecule: messenger RNA, 3257 nt
Organism: Onthophagus taurus
Lineage: Eukaryota; Metazoa; Arthropoda; Insecta; Coleoptera; Scarabaeidae
Product: GTPase-activating Rap/Ran-GAP domain-like protein 3
Biological process (GO): regulation of small GTPase mediated signal transduction
Molecular function (GO): GTPase activator activity
Source: RefSeq, a predicted model, not a curated record